AUGUGUCGCCAAUACUUCACCCUAUACGAGUGGUGCCAUUGCGAGGAAGACGCCGGGCAAAGCGUCUGCUCUGGCCAGCGGCGCAACAGCUGCCCCGGCAUCAGCAUUGAGACCGUCCAUAUGCACUGUUUCUGCGAUUCACACGCUACCCGUGGCUUCAAGACAGAGAAGAAGACUCGGAAAGAAGAAGAGAAGAUUCGCCGCCGCUCUCAAGAAUCUCUUGAUGAGAAGGUCUCGCUGGGCCGCCGAUGGUAUCAAUGGUAUCAAUGGCGGAGUCUGCGAUCGCGGUAG
Penicillium macrosclerotiorum is the source of this 291-nucleotide messenger RNA. RefSeq lists its product as uncharacterized. The record is from RefSeq and is a predicted model, not a curated record. Lineage: Eukaryota; Fungi; Ascomycota; Eurotiomycetes; Eurotiales; Aspergillaceae. Bases 1 to 291 code for a protein of 96 amino acids. The transcript has a single exon.